AUGGCUGAUCGAACGACAAUACCCUGUGUGAACUGCGACGCUUGCGGAGACAUCAUGCACAUACUCCCUUGCUGCCAUAAACUGUGUCAAUCGUGUGCUGCUGGAGAAGAUCUCAAAUGCCCCCGAUGUGAUGUUGUUGUAUGGGAGCGAAUGACGCUCCCGGAGGUCCAGGGUUCAAGUCCCACUGAGGGCGAUCGGCCAUAUGCAUAUCACGCCUUACAGCAGGAGCCCAAUACGCUCUUCCACGGUGUGAAGCAAAAAACUGUUGGUAACAAGAAGAUCAGCGAGUACGGAGGGUUGCAUAUCAAGACUGAUGACGAUAUCAUAAGAUGCGGAAUAGGUCCGCUGACGGGCCAGAUCGGGGACACCACGGGGGGCUCGGGCCUCGGGCAGUUUAGAUCACCUUAUAGUGUCUGCAACCACUCUGGACGCAUGUUCGUGUCUGAUAGUCUCAACCAUCGGGUCCAAGUUUUUGAUACCAAUACUUUGCAAUUGGUGUAUACUAUUGGUCAACGUGGUGACGGGGAAGGGGAGUUUUGUGACCCCAGUGGCAUCGGUGUUGAUGCCGAGGGAAGGAUCAUCGUCGCUGAGUACGGAAACGACCGGGUUCAAAUCUUCGAUAAAGAUGGUAAAUUUUUGCAAUGUUGUGGCACUUUUGGGUCGGACGAAGGGGAGUUUUACGGCCCUUUUGGAGUUCAUGUUUGCCCGGCAACACAAAAUCUUCUUAUUACUGAUUCUUGCAAUCAUCGAGUUCAAGUACUUUGGUCCAGUGAUGGUCAUCACCACGAAGGUCGUCCUAAUGAACCAUCAUCAUCAUUGACAUUCGCGGCCCCCACAGGCGUGGUGAGUACUCCUUCCCCCCACAGUCAGCUGCUCUUUAAUGCUUUCAGUGUAUCGAUCAAUCGGGCGCCCUUUAUGUAG
Molecule: messenger RNA, 921 nt
Organism: Perkinsus marinus ATCC 50983
Lineage: Eukaryota; Perkinsozoa; Perkinsida; Perkinsidae
Product: Sec18p, putative
Exons: 7
Coding region: 1-921 (306 amino acids)
Molecular function (GO): protein binding
Source: RefSeq, a predicted model, not a curated record